AUGGGUAAAACCAAAGAGCAGAACAAAGAUCUAUAUGCACAGACAGUGGCAGCUCAUUGUGAAGGACUCACCUUCAACAUUAAGAAGUGCCAGGAUGGGAGAUUAAUGUGGGAGCAGGAAAUGUACAACAAUUUUGUUUACAAUCCAUCUCGAUCAUACUUCCAUACUUUUAUUGGUGAUGCAAGUCAAAUAGGACUUAAUUUUGCAAGUGAAGAAGAAGCAAGAAGAUUCAAGUUUGCAGUCAAUGACAUAAUUGGAAGACGCCAAAGAAGAACUGAGAAAAGACGAGAGCCACCACCGCUAAAUGGACCGUCUCUUCCUAUGGCUACAGUUGACAUUAAGAAUCCAGAAAUUACCAAUGUUCGCUACAAUGCACAAGUUAACAAUUUUGUAUAUGCCAAAGAUAAGAAGAAAGUCAAAGGUAAAAAGAAGAAAUUGACUAAGGCGGACAUUGGCACACCAAGUAACUUCCAGCAUAUAGGACAUGUUGGCUGGGACCCAAAUACAGGUUUUGAUCUGAAUAAUCUGGACCCUGAAUUAAAGCAUCUAUUUGACAUGUGUGGAAUUUCUGAGUCACAGUUGAAGGACAAAGAGACAUCAAAGAUCAUUUAUGAUUUUAUAGAGAAAAAAGGAGGAGUUGAAGCUGUGAAGAAUGAGUUACGUAGACAGGUUUCCUCUUGA
This is a messenger RNA of Rhincodon typus (whale shark), 681 nucleotides long. It is a transcript of the gene wasla, whose product is annotated as WASP like actin nucleation promoting factor a. The transcript has 8 exons. Bases 1 to 681 code for a protein of 226 amino acids. The record is from RefSeq and is a predicted model, not a curated record. Lineage: Eukaryota; Metazoa; Chordata; Chondrichthyes; Orectolobiformes; Rhincodontidae. Gene Ontology annotation, biological process: actin filament organization.